GUUGUAUUUGGUGUGUUCCGCUGACCGAGCUGAACAAACGGCCGCAGGAUGAUGUUCACUGGUACAAAUCAGCAGCAGGAUUCGCGGUUCUCCGACAAGGAGAAGAAACUGCUGAAACAGAUGAAGUUCAGUGACAAUCUCAACAAACGGGUCGAUAUGUCCAAGGUAAAGCUGGACGUGUUGCGCCCAUGGAUCAGUCAGAAGAUUACCGACAUGCUCAACAUCGACGACGACGUGAUCGUGGAGUUUGUGUACAACCAGCUCGAGGAGGAGAAGUUCCCAUGCCCAAAAAAGAUGCAAAUCAAUUUGACCGGCUUUCUGAACGGUAAAAAUGCGCGCGUCUUUAUGGAAGAUCUGUGGACGCUGCUGCUAUCGGCGCAGGACUCCGAAACUGGCAUACCGGAAGAAUUUAUACAGGCAAAAAAGGAGGAAAUUUUAAAGCGCGAAGAGGAAGCUCGGCUGCAGGAGGACGGUGGCCGCGGGCACCGGUCGCGUAGUCACACCCGCGACAAGGAGGACGGCGGUGCAAAGACAAAGCCGAACAAAAAUGCUCCGCGCCAAAUGUACAAACCCGAACCGGAGGAUUACAUCGACGAGGAGGAAAAGAUGAUCGAAGAGUUUGUAGAGGCCGAAGUGCCGAAGGAAUCGAAAAAGGUAGUGCCAGUCCCGGUACUGCCGGCUGCUACCGUAUCGCCGGAGGAAUUGACAAAGGGUGAAAGCAAGUUGGCGGAAGUGGCGGAGAAAACCUCGAAAGAGCAUACUUCUACGCGUCGCAAAUCAACCGAAAGGGCAAAAUCCGGAGAGCGUAAUAGUGAUUCGAGAGUGCGUAGAAAAUCUCGCGAUCGUUCACGAUCACGCACGGAUCGGAGGGCAUCGUCUCGCGAUCGGAGAGGAUCUUCGCGUGAGAGGCGAUCCUCUAGGGAUCGCAGACGAUCGUCCCGUUCGCCUCGUAGAUCGGCGGAUCGAUCGCGCAAACGGGGUGGUAGCCGAUCGCCGAGGGAUAAGCGGACGAACGAUCGUGACCGAAGGCGUUCGCGUAGUAGCUCUCUGUCGCGGAAGGAAAACAAGAACAGUAAUGGCAACUCUGCCGCUCUGUCCAAGGUCCAAUCCAAGCUGAUGAACAUGGCGGAGGGAAAGAAACUUGCUGCAAACAAAAAAAGUCCCAGCCGCUCGUCAGCAGAUUCACGGUCCCGCAGCAGAUCGGGAUCUGCUACGAAAGAGAGUGCUCGUAAGAAGAGUGCUAGUCGUUCUCGAUCCCCAUCGAAAUCCAGAUCGAGAAAAGCGAAAAAGGGUAACCCUAGCUCCCGAUCUCACAGCUCGAACUCAAACUCAUCCGGUUCAUCCUCGUCCAGCGCGAGCGAAAGCGAGAAGAAAACCAAAGCCUCCGCAGGCACUUCAAGCGCGACCGGCAAAAAGCGUAACGGCCGAAACAGUCGCAGUCGUACCCGGAGCCACAGCCGCAAUCGUCGCGAUACAUCGAGAAGCCGAUCAGGCAGCAGCCGGUCAUCGUCAUCGCGUGGCCGUAAGAAGGAUGAUUUUGAGAUUCAGAAGAAGGAAAACAGUAUCCAAAAGAAGCGUCACUAUCGCUCGAACAAGGAUUCGUCCGAUUCGGAAGCGGGCGAUGGUGGUCGUAACUCGUCGGCGAAAGGUUCCGCUGCAUCACGUCGCCGUGUUGGCGAUGGUAAUGGGGGUGGUGGUAGGUUCGGUGGCCGGGACAAUAGGAAUCGUGAUCGACGAUCGCUUUCACGUGGUCGGGGUCGUGAUGAUGGGCCCGGGCGUGGACGGGGCGGACGAUCAAGAUCUCGGUCGAGAAACCGAUCCCGUUCGAGGUCGCGUAACCGAUCCCGAUCGCCCAGAAGACGGUCUCGAUCACCAGCUGGACGGCAGGGUGGACGGGCGAAUGUUCGUGAUAAUAAUUAUGGUCGUCGCCGUUCUCCGCCGCGUCAGGGUGGUCCCUCGGGCAGAGCUUCUGAUCGAGACAUUCGUGACCGAGAACGUGAACGAGAGCAACGGGACCGUGAUCGCAAUCAGCAGCAGCACCAGCAACAGCAACGUUUCUCGGGAGGCAACGGGCCACCGCGUCGUGGUUCAUCCCGCGAAAGGGAUCGUGACCGAGGGGCUAACAAUAACAAUUCUCACAAAUGGCGUCGCUCGGACGAGCUACAGCGAGGUGAACCUCAACCACAACGACAACAGCAACGGCAGGAGAUGGGUCCACCGGUUUCGAACCGCUAUGAUGAUCGCGAAUCGCGCAACAACAGUCACCGGGAUUCGUCGAGUGGUGGCAAUCGGUCGGCAGUUGGUCGGCGCAGCAAUAGUACGGAGCCACAAGAUCGAUUCAAGGGCAAUCAGGGUGGUUCGGCACGAGGUGGAAAUAGGAAAGCUUCACAAAGCCCUGCCGAAUCGACCGGCAGUGGACGAUCGGCGACGAGACUGUCUAAUGCAGGAGAUUCUACCGAAAGGAUUGACGAUGGUGGUGGUGUUGUUGUACCAGCCGAACGUCACCGUAAUUCCUCCGAACGUGCACGAUCGGAUAAAGCAUCUGUCAGAGAAGAUAGUACCGAAAGAGAGGAGAAAAUGCGUCCGAAUAGUUCAUCUGCUGGUGCUCGCAAACAGCAAGAUCCUGUUGCAGUAAUUAACGCCGCAAGCGCACGCCGUUCAAAUGACAGAGCUAAGGAAGCAAGCAAAGCAGUGGAGGAAAGUAGAAAGGCAGCAAAAUCGGCUCCUUCCCAGAUCAACAGCUCACGAUCAGAUCGAGGUUAUAGGAGCAGUCUGUCAAGAACUCCUUCGCCCUUCCUGAAGCCACACGAACUCGAGGCAGCAGCGGUAGCAGCAGCAGCAACACUAAAUGCUUACUUGAACACUACCACGGGAGCCAAUUCUGCCUCAGCUGUUUCAACUGAUUCGAAAAAGCAACCGCAGCAAAAGUUGGUCAAGCCCACCCGUCAAAAGAAGCAGCGUGCAAGCUCCGAAAGCGACGAUGACGACGACAGUUCUGGCAGCGACAGUGAUGAUUCGCAAGAGGAAAAGCAGGCGAAAAAGCCAACCGUAUCCAGCAGACGUGGUGAAGAUAAUGAGGAAAAGGAGGACAAUGACAAAAAGGUGGCGACAGCUCACAAAAAGCGCAAGUUGAAACGAAAGCCCGAAUCUAAAAAGCGAAGCAAACAGCACCAUCGUCGCUCUUCCUCGUCGGAAUCCUCGUCGAGCAGUGGAGAUGAUGAUGAGGAUGACGAUGACGAUGAGCGGGCAGUUGUUCAGGACGAUCAAUCGUCCGGAGAGGAACGUAAAUCUCGCGCCAAGGAUCGUCGGGAACCAAAGAAAGUGUCUGGUGGUGGUGGUUCGGGUAAGGGAGCACCGGUGCCAGCAGCUGUGGAUCAUGAUCAGCAGCGCCAGCGUAAGCAGGGACACUUGAAGGAAGGGGCCGACAGCCGGAAGGUGCACCGUGAUAGUACGUCCUCGGUCGAACAGCACGGAGGUGGUAAAAAACGAAAGCAUUCCACUUCCGAAAGCAAUUCCCGGGCUCCGGUACUACAGCCGGAAGAGCAGACAGCGCCGAAGGUUUCGAAAUUGCUCAGUAGCUCACAAAACAGUGGCAUCAACAAUAACAACAACAACAAUGUGUCCUCAUCAUCCGCCGCUUCCUCGAAGGGUAAAAUCGUCGCCCCCAAGGUGGCCGAAUCCUCUUCGAGCGACGAUUCGGACGAUGAUCGUGUUUCGGAACGGCAGCGCAAGAAACGGCGCAAGGAUAAGAAACGCCAGCGUAAUGUGUCACCCGACGAUGCGAGCGCUUCAUCCGGUAGCAAGCGUAGCAAGAAGCACAAGAAGCAUCGAAAACAUGCGAAGAAACAUAAGAAACACAAGAAGCAUAAGAAGAGUAGCAAGGGCAGUGGCAAGUACCAUCGGAACAGUUCGUCCUCAUCGUCGGAUGAGGAGGAAGGUCCGGUGGUAAGGUCGAAAAAGAGUAUCCUAGCGAUCGGUGGUGGUACGGUGAUCAACGAUGAUCUGGAGAAGCAACUGCGCGAACGGGCUCUAAAGUCGAUGAAAAAGCAGCAAAGCAUCUCGGAUUGAAAGA
Messenger RNA from Anopheles maculipalpis, 4072 nucleotides. It is a transcript of the gene Srrm1, whose product is annotated as serine/arginine repetitive matrix protein 1. The coding region runs from base 49 to 4068 and encodes 1339 amino acids. Gene Ontology annotation, cellular component: spliceosomal complex. The transcript has 5 exons. Gene Ontology annotation, biological process: mRNA processing; regulation of mRNA splicing, via spliceosome. Gene Ontology annotation, molecular function: RNA binding. The record is from RefSeq and is a predicted model, not a curated record. Lineage: Eukaryota; Metazoa; Arthropoda; Insecta; Diptera; Culicidae.